Molecule: messenger RNA, 2019 nt
Organism: Exserohilum turcica Et28A
Lineage: Eukaryota; Fungi; Ascomycota; Dothideomycetes; Pleosporales; Pleosporaceae
Exons: 4
Coding region: 1-1977 (658 amino acids)
Molecular function (GO): FAD binding; oxidoreductase activity
Source: RefSeq, a predicted model, not a curated record
AUGUCUGCUCGAGCGUUGUUGCUUGUUUCAAGCGCCAUUGGUGCUCUAAGCACCCCUGUCUAUGUGAGGGAUACGGCUGGUUCUACAGCCUCCGUUGCACCAGCCGCUGCCACAGUCUCAGCAGAUUCGCCCGCUGGCGCGGCUCUGUUCUCGCAAGAAGCGAUACAGCUGACGGAAGACGCGUUAGAAACUGCUUCCAGUCAAAUUGACGAGGUUGACGUACUCGAACUAUUCGGUUUCGGGGACAACAAUGGCGCGGCGGCUUUUGCAACGCGGGCAAUCAAAAAGGGCGAAUGCAAGGCUUUUCCUGGGGAUUCAAACUAUCCGAAAGACAUUGUAUGGCCAAUCUUUGAUCUGUUGCUAGGAGGAGCACUCAUCAAGACAAAACCUAUUGCUGCUCCUUGUUACAAAGAGUCUGCGUGGAACAACUACGAUGAGGCCAAAUGCGAGGAUAUUUCGGCAAGGUUCACUACCGCUGAUGUGCACACGAGUGACCCAACCUCAAUGAUGUGGCCCCUCUUCCAGGGGCGCACCUGUAUGCCCACCAAUGAAUCCGAUGGCACAUGUACGCUUGGGGGCUACGCCUCGUACUCGAUCAACGUCAAGAACACCGCACAAGUACAACUCGGUGUCAAUUUCGCCCGUAACAUGAACUUGCGCCUCACGGUCAAGAACACCGGUCACGACUACAUUGGUAAAUCAUCUGGUGCCGGUGCUCUCAGUCUCUGGACCCAUAAUCUCAAGGACAUCCGGUUCAUCCAAAACUACAAGUCGGCGAACUACAAUGGCCCGGCGUUCAAGGCUGGUGCAGGUGUCCAGGGUUUUGAGAUCUUGGAGGCUGCUCGCGACCACGAUGUCACCGUGCUUGCUGGCAUCUGCGAAACUGUUGGAUGGGCUGGCGGUUAUCUCGCCGGUGGCGGUCACUCACCUCUAGCCUCCAUCUACGGCAUGGCCGCUGACCAGGUUCUCGCAUACGAAGUCGUGACUGCCGAUGGACGCUUUGUCACCGCCUCGGAAACCGUCAAUCCAGACCUAUUCUGGGCGCUGCGCGGCGGAGGCGGCAGCACCUUCGGCGUCGUGACAUCGGUGAUAGCGCGAGCGCACCCUCGCAUCAAAGUCACAAAAUCCGUCUUCUCCUUCCAAGCGCCGAUCAACGACACAAGCAACUUCUGGCACGGCAUCAACGCACUUAUGAAGCGCUUCCCGCAGUUCAGCAAAGCAGGAACAUACUCGUACUUCUGGAUCUGGAACUACGGCACAACGCUCGACUUCCAAAUGACGCCCUUUUUCGCGCCCAACCACACACUCGAAUCCUUUGACGAGCUUACGCGAGACUUCUUCCAGGAGCUCAGCUCGUUCAAUCUCUCCGUGACGCCGAAAACGACGUUCCAUGAAGACUUCUACUCGGCCAACAAGGGCUCCUGGGGCGAAGACACGCUGGGCGUAACCUUUAUCCGGCAAGCCACGCGGCUGUUCCCCAAGAGCCUGUGGGAGACGGAGGACAAAUUCACCGCCUUCUACAACACAAUCAAGAACACGGUCAUGAGCGGCCACACCGUCGGCGGAUACCACAUGACGCCCGGCAACCCGCUUGGCGUCGACAACGCCGUCAACGAAGCAUGGCGUACCACGCAGUCAUUUCUCAUCACCGCAAACAUGCUGCGGGACAAGGCCACGCCCGCGGAAUUUGGAGCAGCCUCAGACUACCUGACCUACACCAUCAUGCAGCCAUGGCGCGACGUGGCGCCCACCGAGCACGGCGGCGGCGUCUACCUCAACGAAGCCGACAUCCAGGAACCCAACUGGCAAGUCGACUUUUACGGCCCAAACAAGUACCCCAAGCUGCUUGCCAUCAAGCACAAGUGGGAUCCUACAGGCGUCUUCUACGCUACUACGGCAGUGGGCAGCGAGGCCUGGGAAGUCCGUGAUGGCGAGCAAGGCGCCCAGACGCAGAAUGGGCGCUUGUGCCGCCUUUGAUACAAGGUUUAGAGGCUGUGGUAUUACAGAAAGGAAAUCAAU